Molecule: messenger RNA, 357 nt
Organism: Medioppia subpectinata
Lineage: Eukaryota; Metazoa; Arthropoda; Arachnida; Sarcoptiformes; Oppiidae
Source: the annotation of a GenBank genome assembly
AUGGCACACUUGUCGCCGGCGGACAUGGAUCUGAUCCAAGACCUACAGAUGAAAGCCAAUAAAACCACUGACGAGACGCUGGAGUCGACUCGACGUAUGCUAACCCUAUGCGAUGAGUCCAACGAUUGCGGUAUACGUACGCUCGUGGCGCUGGACGAGCAGGGUGAACAACUGGACAGGAUCGAACGGGAUAUGGACAUGAUCAACGACGACAUGCGCGAGACGGAAAAACAUUUGACCGAGAUGGAAAAGUGGUGCGGUGUGUGUCUGUGUCCGUGCGGUCGCAACAAGGAGUUCAGAGAGGACCCGAACGCGUGGCAACUGUCCACCGAGAUGGGCGCAGUCGUAUCUGGUCAG